Molecule: messenger RNA, 6452 nt
Organism: Egretta garzetta (little egret)
Lineage: Eukaryota; Metazoa; Chordata; Aves; Pelecaniformes; Ardeidae
Gene: PCYT1A
Product: phosphate cytidylyltransferase 1, choline, alpha
Exons: 9
Coding region: 1434-2660 (408 amino acids)
Biological process (GO): CDP-choline pathway
Cellular component (GO): endoplasmic reticulum
Molecular function (GO): phosphatidylcholine binding; choline-phosphate cytidylyltransferase activity
Source: RefSeq, a predicted model, not a curated record
AAGAAGCUGUUGGAGAUUUCUCCUGGACUUGGACAGUGCUGCUGGACAUCAGCAUAAAGCACGGUGUUGCCCUGUGCUGUAGCCUGCAGUUCUUCGGCUGGCCCAGAUGCUGGUGAUAACUCAGCGGAGAGCAUCCUUGUGUGCACAGAAGCCUGAUUCCUCUGAUGGGCCAAGCUAACAUGGGAAGAGCUAUACCUGUUUGUGCAUGUCUGUACCUCAGUACCAAAGCCUCUGCCGGUGCUUUUUACUAUUUUGCUGGGCAGUGGUUCAGAAUGACUGCAUUCCAGGAUAUUAACAGACUUUUUAAUUGUCUCCGAAGGGAAGGAAAGCGCGUGGUCAGAGACCAACAGGUGACUUGAAACAGUGAAAUUAUUUUGACCAAGUAACAAGAAAAUCUGCUGCUGUUUUCCACCACUGUUUCCAUGGACGCUGGGGUUGCAUGAAUCAGAGGCAGAGGUCUGCUGCUUUUUGUGAACGGGAUGGUUUCUGAUAGGACCAUGGUUGUGAAGUAAAUAACCGAUACAGAGUGUGCUUUCAAGGUGGCACCUUGCAAAACUGAAGAAUUACUUGUGUCAUACCCUGUCUUUUCACAGAGGCACUCUGGAAGCUGGUGCAUUUAUAGCACAGAUCUUGCCUGAAAGUUAAACGUUUGCUUAAGUGUUUGAAGACUUGGAGCUCAGGGUUGCAAACUCUUUUUGCCUGAGACUGCUUUUGCACACUCCUGUAUGUUUGUCUGUUGUUAGGAAACAGUAAAAUUAAUCAUCAGAAUGGGGGAAACUCAGCAAACCUGACUUGUAGGCAUUAUGGAAUAAGUGCUGGAUGCCUCAUGCAGUCCUGAAAUGUCCUUGUGACUGCUCUUCACCAUCACUUCUGUCUUCUCCCCAAUAUUUUUUUGGCUCCCCACUCACCCAAGAUUCUCUUCUCCUGUUCUUAGUGCAUUGUGUUAGGUCUAGCAGAGCAGCGCAGGAUACUUAGGGGCGUGUAGCCCAAAACCAGUCCAGCUGUGUUUGGCCCUAAUGCUGUUCACAGGGUGUCAUCUUGUUGAUGCUAGGUGGGGAGAGCGGUAUGUUCACGUGUUAUUAAACUGCGUUUAACUCCUUGCUUUGGAACAUUCCUGGACUUGGAGUCAUUUGUGCUUGAGUGAGUCCGAUCACUAAAUCUGCUUCUUAACAGCUCUCCCAUAGCCCACCGCCUCUUGGCUGCUGAACAGCAGAGCUUUGCCCAGCAGCCCUUACUGAGGGCAGACCCAGCUCGGCCAGAGUAGGAAUGCUUGGCAGAGGCUCUCUGCCAGGGAGAGGGGUGGCGUUCAGAGGGACAUCUGCCCUUUCUCAUACCUCGCGCUUGCCCCACCUAACGUGUUCCAGCACACCCACUGCAUAUGUGGGUGGGGAGACAUUUUAAAUUCCAUACGGCUCUUAUUAGGGUGUUGAGGCAUGCACGUAAGCAUCGUUCCUGGGCGGAGGGGUCAUGCUGCUCUCGGGAACGGCAGGUCAGAAGUGCCAUUUGCUGCACUGGAGAGCUGCACACUUCAGUUCUUAUUGGACGUGCUUGGCAAGAUGGAGCCGCCGACCUCCUCCAGACUGAAUUCCAGGAAGAGAAGAAAAGAUGGAUCUGGCCCCAAUGGGGCAACAGAGCUGGAUGGAAUCCCUCCAAAAAUGUCCCGACGCUCAUUUGGACUGAGGGAACCGGCUCCGUUUUCAGAUGAAGUGGAAAUCGACUACAGCAAGCCCUACAUCAGAGUAACAUAUGAAGAAGCAAUGAGAGGGACCCCAUUGGAUCGCCCUGUCAGAGUUUAUGCUGAUGGAAUAUUUGAUUUGUUUCACUCUGGGCAUGCCCGGGCCUUGAUGCAAGCGAAGAACCUCUUCCCAAACACAUACCUCAUUGUCGGAGUCUGCAGUGAUGAGCUAACCCAUAACUUCAAGGGCUUCACGGUAAUGAAUGAAAAUGAGCGGUAUGACGCCGUGCAGCACUGUCGCUAUGUGGACGAAGUGGUGAGAAAUGCACCGUGGACGCUCACCCCCGAGUUCCUGGCAGAGCACAGGAUCGACUUUGUUGCACACGAUGACAUCCCCUAUUCUUCUGCUGGCAGCGACGAUGUUUAUAAGCACAUAAAAGAAGCAGGCAUGUUUGCACCAACUCAGAGGACUGAAGGGAUCUCAACAUCAGAUAUCAUCACCCGGAUCGUGCGGGACUAUGAUGUUUAUGCCAGGCGGAACCUGCAGCGGGGCUACACAGCUAAAGAGCUCAACGUCAGCUUCAUAAACGAGAAGAAGUAUCACCUCCAGGAGCGCGUGGAUAAGGUGAAAAAGAGGGUGAAGGAUGUAGAGGAGAAGUCAAAGGAAUUUGUCCAGAAAGUGGAAGAGAAGAGUAUUGAUCUCAUUCAGAAGUGGGAAGAGAAGUCCCGGGAGUUCAUCGGCAAUUUCCUGGAGAUGUUUGGCCCAGAAGGUGCAUUGAAACACAUGCUGAAGGAGGGCAAGGGCCGGAUGCUGCAGGCCAUCAGCCCAAAGCAGAGUCCCAGCAGUAGCCCCACACACGACCGCUCCCCGUCUCCCUCCUUCCGCUGGCCCUUUUCAACCAAGACUCCUCCUUCCUCACCGGCCAACCGCUCCAGGAAUGAGUCUACAGUCACCUAUGACAUCAGUGAGGAUGAAGAGGAUUAAGCUACCAGCUGGGAUUUGCUGCGAACCGCUAAUCGCCGAAUCCUAAGUUCAGACCCACUGGGGAACUCUAAAUGAGCAAGAGAGCCAUAGGAAUAGGGCUGACGGUGAGCACAGGGCCUUGAAGGCACCCGUUGCUCUUAGCAAGGGCUGCUGCCUGGAAGCACAUUCAAACCUCCUCUCCCUUUUCCUCCCCAAAUCCCCUUUUUAUUGUUUACGUUCUAGUGGUUUCCAGGGGGAAGAUGGUUUUUAUAUUUUAAGAAAAUACCCUUUUGAAGCGCAAAGAAUAGCACUCAAGCGUGGCUUUUGUUUUGGUUUCUUUUCCCUUGUUAAACCUCCGGGCAAGAGGGAGAGUGGGAAGACCCAUCUGUCUCUUCUUUCCUUCAGCUCCUCUCUCUUACUCCCCCCACCCCCAGGCAGUAUCCAUGCUGCUGCCAAAUGAAAGACCCCUUGGUUCCUCAAGCAGCGUGACCGCGAGAGCACACAGGCAGCGGUGGUGUAAAGAGGCUUCUAGGAAAUAGAGACAUCUCUGCUGCGCUGGAGACGAUAGGAAUCUAUCCAGCAGGCCCUGUAGUGCUCGUGCACCUCUUAGCUGAGCUUCCCAGCGUGUCGCAGUGAGGAUGUGCUGGGAAGGGGGCCACCAGCUUAGCACGCAGGAGUUGCACCCUGGAAGAACUCGCAGUGCCAUAGGGUCGCACACACCAUAAGCGUGCAGCAUUUGCAGCUCCACAUUGUAUGGGGGCUGCAGGGGAAAGGCCUUCCCAGCUAAUCUUAACAAGACUGAUAAACCUUGAGCUAAAAUUCAGCCCCCAGUUGCUGUCGGAGAGAAGAGAAUGAAUCUUUGCUUCGGGGCACUUGCUGUCUGUGCGUUUCCUUGGGUGUGUGAGAGCCCAGGUAGGAAAUGAAUGUGUGUACUCUUUUGAGAAGUUCUUGUCCCAGUCUCUGGUGUGUAAUAAGUUUUACUGUCUGUCCAAAUGGCCCCUCAACACUGUGCUCUGUGCGUGUUUGUCUGUGUUUCAGUUGCUGUGCUCUAAGGGCUGGAGCAGUCCUUUACACUGGUGCCGUGAAGUCGCUGCUGUAAGGACACAAAACAUGAAUUCGUACAGCCAGUUUGCUGUCCGUGUUGGUGUGUGCAGCUGGACAGAUGAAGGGCACGUUUUACCCCAGUGAAGGGUCCCGGUUCCGUGUGACAGUUACCUGGCUUGUGCAAUAAAUGCACAAAUCUCUGCCCGCUUACUCCGUUCCUUGAGGCAGGCCAGAAAGAGCAUCAGAGAGUGCUGCAGCUUUUUAAGAUUUUAAACGUGUAAUCUGCUCGUUUGAAACCAUGGUCCAAGUCGUGCCUGCUGUCAUGUCUGUAAUAAACACUGAGCUUCGUGGCCUAUGGCUCCCCGCGGGCGGUUGCCCUCCCCGUGCCGCAUGCCUGCGCACAGAGCACCCUGUCCCGGCAGCCAGCACUGGAGGGACCGGACUGUCUGUCACGUAGCUGUGAAGCUCCCACUUGCUUUUCUGUUCAGGUUUGCCUGUGAUAUGCAUUGUCUCUGGGUGGAGCUGCUGGGCUGAGUUGCCUGCAUCUUCCUGCCAUGCUGGGAGCAGAGGACGGCUUGGAGCCUGGUCAGCAGUGCUGCAGGGAGGUCUUCAGAGUGGGAUGCAGGGCUCGGGGAGCGGCAGGUGCAAGGAGGCAGAUCGUCAAGUGGCUCUGCACGGUGCGAUGCUUCCAGGGGACGCAGUGGCCCUGAGGUAGGAGCAGGCUGCCGCUUUUCCCAGCUUUUAUGUCGCUGAUCCUUUGUCACGCUGCCCAAAGGCCUUGACAGAGACUCUGUGCUUCUGUUGAGGCCAGAGCCAGUAUGGGAAAGGGUCUUUUGGGGAUUCCUCAUCUGCCACUUGCACCUCUCCCAGCAGGGACAUGCACGGCUCUGGCAGCGUGGCUGGCUGCUGUGGACUUUUAAGUUGCAAGGAGCAAAAAUUGUCACUUGGUACAAGCCAGUUGUUAAUCCCCUGGUUUAUCAGUGGUAGAGCACUUACUUCAUAUCGCCCACAUUCUCUCUUCCCUCGUCUUCCCCACCUUCCCUACCUCACUCUUCCCUCACUAUGGGCGUUGCAUUGCUUUCCCAAGCCGGAUCACAAAGGCCAGGCUGCUCUAGAGCCUUACUACUGCUUUAAAAACGAGUUAUGCAACAGUAUUCUGUAAAUUUGGAUAACAGUGGUGUUUUGGAUGGUGGUUUGUUCUGCAGAGACCUUAAUGUAUUUCUUGGUCUCUCUGCAAAACCUGGGGUGCUUGGUAAGAAGCCAGCCAUGGUUUUACACAUAGCUUGGAAUAACAGAGCUGUUUCUUGUAACCAGUAAUCCCUGCUUCUUCCUUGCACUUAAAUUAAAUUGGACACUCAAACCCCAGACUAGUCUUUUUUUCUUUUUUUCCUUUGUUUCCUUCUGGAUUGCUGGACCAGCCUCAUCUCCAGCAUUGCCCUGUCCUAUCAGGAGUAGGACAGAGCUUGAUCUUUGGGCAAAACAUGUGAGCCGAGUUCUCCAGGAAUAUCUUGUUACCCACAGAUACACCCAGUGCUGCUGUUUGAGGGCUGUCACCCCUAGCCCAUCCCACACUCUUCAAAAGAAGCAUCCGGAAGAGAGAUGCUUGAAUUAAGCAUGAAGUAAGAGGCUGAAUGGAAAAAUGAAACUUUACUGGCAUGAAUUGGAGAAUAUGCGGAGUUUGAUGGUGCUAAAUCCAGAGGCGUCGGCUUCUGCGAGGCAGCCCUACAUCAGUGCCUCUCUAGACCUGGGGCAUGAGGCUGCUGGCACCAGCAGCCAGCCCCGGGAGAGGGUUUGCUGAUGGCAAAAACAGCAGCAGCAGGGCAACGCUGGAAAGUGCCAAGGAAGCUGGUGGAAGCAAGACCUGAAGAGUGUGGCACUUCACAGCAUGUUGCUUAGAGCUGUAGGAGAAGGUCUUUAAUCUCUUGAGGAAAUGACAGCACACACCUACACUGACAUGAUUUUGUGCAUUUUAUAGAGGGUUGGGACCUUAUUGUGCAGUCCAGUUCUUGUAAGCAGAGGCAGGUGCUGGAGCAGCGAAUAUGCCUGGCAGUAGCAGUGACUUUGGUGGGACUGAGCCUGCAUCUUGCCCCCUGCCCUCAGGGUGGGCUUCUUGCUGCCAAGGGCUCCCUGGUGUAAAGGUGUGGGCUUCCUACCUGCUGCAGGUAAGGAGCUGAGGCUGAUUCUCUGAUGAGAGAUGAGUCCCAUAUUUUGUUCCUUUCCUGGGUGUUGCUUCUUGGCAAAACGUGUUUUCUGGGUCCCAGCGCUUCUGCGGGUGCUAGGAAGGCGUGUUGGUAAUGGCCCUGUACUGUGGCCAGGAGUCUCAGAAUGAAUUGCCAGCCCAUCUUCUGGCUGAGCCAUUUUGCUUUGAACACAGCCACCUUUAAAAAGUUCUGAGUCACUUUUUCCCCCUCUCUUCAUGGAACAGAAAACUUGCUUUUUCCCCAGAAUGAAUCAAUUAAAUAAACAGAAGUUGGGAGCUGUGGCUUUAUGACUCUGCUUCCCCAACAUGUGGCACUGGCUGCAGGUAUUACGGUGGGAGGGCACCAGGGUGCAGAUCAGGGGAAGCUUCAGUGGUGCCCAGCAGCAGGCUCUGGUCUCAGUGCUGAUGAUCUGGCAUCUGCUGCCCAUCUCCCAGUCCUGCCAUCACCUCCAGCCCCACAGAAGUGGCUGCUUCGAGCUGGCUCUUCCCGGACAGCGUUUGCUGUGCUGGUUUCUCUGUACAGGCCCGUGUGUACACCGUGUGUCUUACUGGCUUGUUCUGGAGUUGGG